This is a messenger RNA of Protobothrops mucrosquamatus (brown spotted pit viper), 550 nucleotides long. Its product is annotated as BRCA2-interacting transcriptional repressor EMSY-like. The annotation marks the transcript as partial. The record is from RefSeq and is a predicted model, not a curated record. NCBI's taxonomy places the organism in Eukaryota, Metazoa, Chordata, Lepidosauria, Squamata, Viperidae. Gene Ontology annotation, cellular component: nucleoplasm. Gene Ontology annotation, biological process: regulation of DNA-templated transcription. The transcript has 3 exons.
ACUCUGGAAGGAUUCACUGUGUUCCUUCGCAUUCAGAGGAAUAUCUUCAGAACCACAUUGUGACCCACCGGUCCCAGUCCCACCAGCCCUCCUCCGAGGCCCAGCGGACCUUGCUUCAACAUGUAGCCCAAUCCCAGACGGCGACACAGACCUCGGUCGUGGUGAAGUCCAUCCCCACCUCUUCUGCAGGCGCCAUCACGCACUUCAUGCAGCAGGCCUUGAGCAGCCACACGGCUUUCACCAAGCACAGCGAGCAGCUGGUCGCCGAGGAGGGGGAGGUGGAGGACACCCUGGACCCCCAGACGGGACUCUUCUACCGGUCGGCCCUGACCCACGUGCAGAAGCAGCAGAGGUUCGGCCAGCCCCAGCUGGAGCAGACCCAACUCCAGGUCAAGACCUUGCAGUCCUUCCAGGCCAAGCAGAAGCAGACCAUCCACCUGCAAACGGAGCAGCUGGCCGCCAAGCUGCCCCAGCUGCCCCAGCUCUCCAUCCGGCACCAGAAGCUAGUGCCUCUCCAGCAGGAUUUGGCCUCCGCCAAGCUGGACUCCCA